GCAACUGCUAACCCGGAAGCGGUCGACAGUGCGGCGCUGUUUAAAGAUGGCGGCGGAGGAACCUCAGCAGCAGAAGCAGGAGCCGCUGGGCAGCGACUCCGAAGGUGUUAACUGUCUUGCUUAUGAUGAAGCCAUCAUGGCUCAGCAGGACCGAAUUCAGCAAGAGAUUGCAGUGCAGAACCCUCUGGUCUCGGAGCGUCUGGAGCUUUCGGUCUUAUACAAGGAGUAUGCUGAGGAUGACAACAUCUAUCAACAGAAGAUCAAGGACCUCCACAAAAAGUACUCGUACAUCCGCAAGACCAGGCCUGAUGGAAACUGCUUCUACCGAGCUUUUGGAUUCUCCCACUUGGAGGCGCUGCUGGAUGACAGCAAGGAAUUGCAACGGUUUAAGGCCGUAUCUGCCAAGAGCAAAGAGGACCUGGUGUCCCAGGGCUUCACCGAGUUCACAAUUGAGGAUUUCCACAACACGUUCAUGGACCUGAUCGAGCAGGUGGAGAAGCAGACCUCAGUAGCCGACCUGCUGGCCUCCUUCAAUGACCAGAGUACCUCGGACUACCUGGUGGUGUACCUGCGGCUGCUCACGUCAGGCUACCUGCAGCGCGAGAGCAAGUUCUUCGAGCACUUCAUCGAGGGUGGGCGGACCGUCAAGGAGUUCUGUCAGCAGGAGGUGGAGCCCAUGUGCAAAGAGAGUGACCACAUUCACAUCAUCGCGCUGGCCCAGGCCCUCAGCGUCUCCAUCCAGGUGGAAUACAUGGACCGCGGCGAGGGCGGCACCACCAACCCGCACAUCUUUCCCGAGGGCUCCGAGCCCAAGGUCUACCUUCUCUAUCGGCCUGGACACUACGACAUCCUCUAUAAAUAGGGCUGGCCCUGGCCUGCCACUGCCCUGCCUGCCCUCCCCUCUGCCAGGCGCUAGACAUGUACAGAGGUUUUUUGUGGUUGUAAAUGGUCAUACUUCACUCCCCUCCUCCCCCCGUCACACGACCUUCCACAUUUUAUUAAAGGGGAUGCUGGUGGUGAGUCGCGUGUGUGCGUGUCCCUGCUCUGCUGCUGCCCGCCUGGCUGCUAUGUGUCUGGCUGCCCCCUCCUCCCCCCCCCCCGCCAGGUGGGUUCUUCUCGACCUUCCACCUGUCCGUGUCCAAGCCUCCCCACCAGGAGCAGUUUUGAGGGGGCUAGGCCUCUGGGGGACCCCUCCUGGCUACUGGGGUUCCGCUUCCUUCCCUUCUGGCACCCACCCCCCUUCCCUCCUUAGCUGGCCCGGGGGCUUCCAUGAGAAUCUUGGAAGUUCCCUGGGGACUUGCCCGGGGACCGAGGAUCACCCAGGCUUCGAGCUGCUCCCUCGUAGGCUCUGACCUGACUGUACCUUUCUGUGCCCGUCAGGGCCCCAGACCUGAGCUGCCCGCCCUCCCCUCAGGGGUCUGCAUGGUCCAGUCCUGGGUGGAGAGGGCUGACGUGAUGGGGCCUGGCUCAGGGCAGGUGGAGGAGCUGGGGCACCCCAGUGUACCCCCAGGUGGUGCCAACCUGGUGGGGGAAGGGUAGCCUUCGAGUCUGCGUGUGGUCCACGGUCCCGAGGUCUAGGCAGGGCUUGCCAGGCCACCAUUCCUCCCCCGCCCCUCCCCCUGCCUGUGCCUGCUUUGCACCCCCUCUGCUUGGGCCACGGUGUCUCUGCAUUGCCUUCCUUUCUGCCUUCACCUCUCUUCUUCCCUCACCCCAGCACACAUGGGGUCUUGGCCCCCAGGCUGUGAGCUCCUUGGGGGCAGGCCCUCAAUAAAUGUGAAGUGCUGCUGCCCACCUCUGCGGUCCGGCCCGUGCCUCC
Messenger RNA from Panthera uncia (snow leopard), 1816 nucleotides. RefSeq names its product OTU deubiquitinase, ubiquitin aldehyde binding 1 (gene OTUB1). The record is from RefSeq and is a predicted model, not a curated record. NCBI's taxonomy places the organism in Eukaryota, Metazoa, Chordata, Mammalia, Carnivora, Felidae. The transcript has 7 exons. The coding region runs from base 47 to 862 and encodes 271 amino acids. Gene Ontology annotation, biological process: negative regulation of double-strand break repair; protein K48-linked deubiquitination. Gene Ontology annotation, cellular component: nucleus. Gene Ontology annotation, molecular function: ubiquitin binding; cysteine-type deubiquitinase activity.